Molecule: messenger RNA, 8428 nt
Organism: Mytilus californianus (California mussel)
Lineage: Eukaryota; Metazoa; Mollusca; Bivalvia; Mytilida; Mytilidae
Product: spatacsin-like
Exons: 45
Coding region: 7-7299 (2430 amino acids)
Biological process (GO): chemical synaptic transmission; axon extension; synaptic vesicle transport
Cellular component (GO): cytoplasm; axon; synapse
Source: RefSeq, a predicted model, not a curated record
ACGAAGAUGGCAGACAUCCAGAGUCCUGAAAUUUUAAAAUGUUACAUUCACAGAUUCGGCAUUUCCUUACCCUUCAAAGAUAUCAUAAGCUUAAAGAUUUGUCAGAGUCAAAGAUAUAUUUCAAUAGAGAAAGAAAAUUCUCUGCUAGAAAUCAUCAAACUUGACACAAAACAGAGUAAUGUGAAACCAGUUGAAAUAGAAGGCAUAAAACAAAUUGUAUGGAACACAGACCAUUCCAACACAGUAGAAGGAAGUUUUGUUUGUCUGAAACAAGAUGGUAGUUUGUUAUGUUACAAACAGCAUACAGAGAUUGCCCUUCAACAGAAUAUUAAUGAAGUCAUUGUGCAAGAAGACAAAAUUGAUUUCAAAGACUUUAAAUUAGCCAGUUACUAUGGAAACCACCUAAUUGUGAAAAUAAAAGAUGAAUUGGUUGUUAUGGAGAUAAAAAAGGCGGGAUAUAAAGUUGUGACAUCCAUUAUUAUACCUAAUAAUACAGUAGCACACAAUGUUUAUCAUAUUCUGACUGGCUUCGUAGCAGUGUUUGAUGGUGAAACAACAAUUAUUACAUUAUACAAUAUAACCAAUGGAGAUAUUGUAGCUACUGUUAACCUAUCAAGGACAAAUAUUGAAACAGACAGAAUGUUGUCAUGGCUAUUUACUCCAGAUCUAAAAUAUUUGGUUGUCAUGGAAAAUACAUUAACAGUCACAUCUAUAAACCUUGAUAGCUAUAUUCAACAAUUUCCAUCAUGUGUUAGCAGAACAAAAUUAAAAGAUCUCCAGUUUUCAAAUAAUGAAGUUCUGAACACUAUUCAUGUUGGGGAUUCCACUUGGAGGAGAAAACUCUUAACCAUUCAUGAUCAUAACUCAAAACUACCAACUAAGCCAUGGUAUACUGAACACAAAUCCAGCAAUUCAACUUUAAAUGUAAAACCUCAAUCUACUAGGUGGAGAGUAUCUGGUUUUUGGAAGAAAAAUAGAACAAAGUCGCAAAAUACCAUAGCUAAUCUAGAAGGCGAUAAGAAAAUACACCUUCCUGCUACGUUACAAGGAAUGAACAUCGUCGAUGUUGUGAUUGGAAAGUUUUCUGUCUCUUUACAUUUACAGUCACCAAAAGAAAAUGUUAUAUGUGUAUGUGAUAUACAGAAACAGACCUAUAACAUACAAAGACUUCCUGUUAACUGUUUUGUGAUGUUGUCAGCACAGUCACAAUUUCCACAUCUAGUUGCUAUGGAAACUCAUCUAACUUGUAUUAUUCCAUGUAUAGAACAAGAAGAAUUUGUGAGCUUGAUGAUGGCUUAUGCUGGAGCAUCUGUAGCUGAUGUCCUGUGUCAUAUCAAUAAAUGGGGGAGAUGUUCCUUACCUUUACACACCUUAGAGAUUGGUGUAAAACACAGGCAACUCGAUACUGUAGUCUUCUUUCUUAAAAGUAAAGAAAAUUUAUUUUCCUCUACAAAAUCAUUUGUGACAUCACCGGCUUCCCCACCUGUGGCAUCUCCAUCCUGGUCAUUCAGUUCUAACCACUAUGACAACAUUGUACAGUUACAACCAGCUUUAGAAUUGUUAAUACAGUCUAUAUCAGAUAACCUUACAGAUUCUCAGUCACAGGAUUUUGUCAAAAGAUUAUCAGAUAUAACGCUAGAGUUUCUCUAUGGCUUACUUAGUGAUGCUUUAGAUGUACUGGAAUCUGUCAAAUAUAAAAUGAAUAAUGAAUCAGAAAUAGAAGACAUGAAAAAAUCAAUAGAUGUAAUACUGGAAGAUAUAGCAGACAUAAGACAGUGUCUUAGACAGAUAGAAAAAGAAAACAAGUUGAAAGAUGGAAAGGAUGAAGCGAAAAGAGUACCUGAUACAGGACAUGAAGCUCUAGAAAACAAAUCUGUUGAUGAAAUUAUACAAGACGCAGUGUUAUCCAACACUAUUCCAAUAGUGCAAGCCAGUCUACUUGAAAAGGGAGAUAACUCUAGGGCUGAUAUAAAUCAUAUAACAAACAACAGUAUUGUCAGAGCAGUGAAAUAUCUAUGGGAGAAACAAUCCAAACCUGCUAUUGCCAUUUUGUCCAACUUGGGUUUGAAUGUAAAUAGUAAGUUAUGGGAAGUGGCUGCCAUUUGUGAAGACAGGACAAUACGUAACUUCAUUAUUGAAGAACUUACUGGUAGAAAAUGUUUGACAGAGGAACAAAUGGAAAUUGUUAAAUAUGUAAAUGAAUUAGAAAAGAGAUAUCCAUCAUCUUCAUUCAGUUCUGCUGUAAAAGAUGCUAGAAAAAUAGAGGUCCCAUUAGACAGGUUAGAGAAUAUAUUUUUGUCCUUUGGUGACUCUCCUGAGUUUGAUUUGUCAUUAGAAUGCGAUGAUUUAUCUGCUACAGUCUCAGAAGACCUUCAAAAUACAGGAAAAUACAGCCAUGUGUUGCUAGACUGGGUACAAAGAUGGGAUCCUGAUACUAAGGAACUAGUUAUUAUGGAAGAAGAUCCAAAAGAAGUUAAACUUAUACAUUUAAGAUAUCUUCUUCGUUACAACAAAUUGGAAAAGCUGUUGUUAUGGAUACAAGGAGCAGUUGAAAAAGACUUUCCCAUAAUGCAUCAGUUACUUGAACAUUUGGAUGAGUGCACAUCAUAUAUCAAACUAGUUAUUACUGAAGCAUGUGCAAGGAAAGGUGUAUUUUUGAAAACAGAGGAAUUCAACACCCUAGUUUCUGACUUAAGAUUAGUUGGAGGAGCCUUGGAACUGCCACACCCACUCAGUAACAGUACAUUGGAAGAAUUAGAUAACUUUCACAGAGACUUCAUUCAGUAUUGUGUAAAGAACAACCUACCUACUGUGUGGCAAUACUGUACUACACAUAAGUUAUCUUAUAGUUGGUUAAAGAAAUUUAUACAUAGCAAUGAAGAGUGUUGUUGGCUAUCUAUGUUAGUGUCAAUGUACAGACUAAGACAUAAACCAAAUGAUUGUUCUGCCAUGGUUGAUGCAAGCAUCAGUAAUGGACAACUUAUAUGGUCUUUAAACAAACCUGAAAUUGGAGAAAUCAUGAAGAAUGGGGAAGUUCUAACUGCCAUGGCGACAGUAAUGUAUUCAGAGAAUAAAUUGCAACAGAUUGUAGGAGACCAGAACAGUGCUCCAGCAAUUCCAGGAAUUGAGAAUACAGAGCUUGAGAAAGCAUUACAGAUAUUCCCAAAACUUCACUCUGCUUUAUUCCCAGCACUGACCAAGGAAUCUACACAAAAUGAUGUCACAAUCUAUCAACUGUUAAUGGAUAAUGCUCCAUUUGAUCCAAGAAAGUUAUUUGGUUGGCAGCCUGUAAACACACUAGCAUCAGAUGAAAGUCCAAAAGAAAUGCCUUACUUCUCUCAGCCAGAUUUAGUGACUAAAUAUGGAUAUACAGAGAAAAUCAGAUAUAUGUAUUACCUAAAACAAGGGAGACCAUCCUUUGCUUUUGUGUCAUUUCUGGCUGAAGCAUAUGACAUGGAACCUACUGGUAUAACACAACAGAGAAUUCAAGAUGCUACUAAUACGGCACUGUGGAUAGGAGUAAAGAAUUUUUCAAAUACACAGGUAGCUAGUACAUGUGUGGUAUUUAUGGAAAUGUUAGGUCAAGAUACCUGUAUACUAAGGACAUAUCUACAGGUGGGAAAUGAAAUUUUGUCAGACCUCAACUCAAAUGUGACUGGCAAUGUUGACAAGAGGAAGGAACUAGUUCAGAAGAAUGAAAAUGAUAUAGUGUCAUGGAUUUGUGCCAGUGUUUUAAGAAGAGGAAAACAUGCCAAACUGUUGUUACAGAAAUUAGAAGAUGCAAUUUUAAAUAAUUUAGACAAAGAAAAUAUCAACAGAACAAGUUUUGAAGCAGGACAGAAAUGGACGAUAGCAGUACUAUUUUGUCAUCUACUACACAUUCCAUUGACCACAAAAUAUCUAGAACUGACAGCUAAGUCUGACAGAUGGCUCCCAUUCUUAUGGUUCUCACAAAUGCACCAGUAUUCAAAAGAGCAGCUUCAGAGCCAGCUUUAUCACUUCAAAAGUCACCAUCUCCAGCAGCAUUUACACUAUGUCAUUGAAAAUGCUGAGGUCAAAGCUCAAGGGGCAAAAGUUACUGAAAAGUCACAUGACAAGAAGAAAGGGAACAAAGAUGUCAGAUCUAAUUUAUAUUCUAGAAUUGGCUUAGCUAAGGAUAUCAAUCAAGUUUUAAGAAACAGGUUAUCUAUUGAAAGAAGCAGUAGUGAUGACGAGAUAGAGAUACAAGAUGUCAGAAACUCCUCAACAGAAAUAGAUGAAACUGAACUGAUAAUAAGAGAUAGUGAAGCUGUGUCAGAUGAUUUGUUUAGUGUGGUUUUCCAUGCUCAGUCGUCCAGGAGUCCAUGGAAAUACCUUUUAGUCAGUGGCGUUACAGUUUAUAAUCCAAUACUCACAGAAUUAGCUGUUUGUCUAGAGAAUGCCAGUCUGAUAACCUGUAUGUGUGGCUGGUUAGUUUGUAUGAUGAAUGAACAGGAACAUGACAGAUUUCUAGAGGAUUAUGGGAAAACAAUAUGGAAGUGGAACAUAAAAAACCUGAAUCAUCUGAUAGAAAUCUACCUUAAACAUAAAUGGAACAGAACUUUGAAGACAUGUUUUCAUAUAUUUCUGCCGGAUUGCACCAUACUACCCUUUUUGAAGUUCUCAGCUGAAUUGAUAGACACUAGAGAUCAUACACUAUGUAGAAAACAUCUACAAGAGUUUAAGGAAGCUGUUUCUUGGGCAGCUUCCUCAGAGGGAAAUGAUUAUCAGCAGAAGACAGUUUUAUAUGAUUCUGAUUGGAUACAACAAACAACAUACAAGAUAUUACUUCAUCAUUUUACACAUACAACAAAUCUCUAUGAUUUACAUCAGCUUCUGAAAAUUCUUGACACUGAAAGUGCUGUUUUGUUGUUUAAAUUUGAUGUUCCAGAUUUUGGAAAACUUUCUAGACUUCUUAAUAUAGCAGUGAAUAACCAGGUAUUAGACGUAAACUUUCCACAGCUGAUAUCAUCUAAGGAUCAAUUUGAUACUGAAUGUCAACGAGUUGUCAUGGUGAUGAUACACCAAGGUUUCUUCCAGGCUGCUAGGGAUUUAUCAACAGCAGCUAAACUUAGUUCUGAUCAUGUGACUCUGUCUGAGGUGAGAAACAAGAAACAGCAACUACAGAAAUCAUCAGUUUGGAUGUCAGCAACGGCUAGAAAUAAAUUCUGGUUGAAAUGUUCGGAAAUAUUCAAGAAAAACAAGGCAGAGAGUAUCAUAUCCCAGUUUUACAAGGAAGAAGCAGAAAAAAUAGAAGACUUUUUAGAGAAGUCCUUCUUGUAUCAACUAUGUUUAGAUCAUUUAGAAAGUUGUAAGGAUCCUCCACCAUAUGAAGAAUUAUAUCGACAGAUGUGGAUGUGUCGCAUCCAAUAUAAAACAAAACAGAAGAGUACUAUGCCAACAGUUGAAGACAUGGAUGAUGUUUUCCUAAGCACAGACACAAUUAAACAGCACCACAACAAGAAAGAUCUAUUAUGUUUCGGUAAACUUCCCCAAAAAUCAGAAAUAGAUUCCAGUUUGAAUGUAAAGGAGGACACUGCUUUGAAUGGGAUUAUGGAGGAACUUUUAGAAAAUGGACAAGUUUGUGAAUGUUGUCAUUUAUCUGCAGAGUUUAAACAUUACAAUAGGGAUCUAACUAUAAUUCUGACAUGUAUCAGGUUAGCUUUAGGAGAGGUCAGUAUUAGAGAGAAUAUGGACAUGGAUAUGGUCAAUCUAGUGAGUGGAGGUCCAGGAAAGUUACACAGAGCUUCUGUAUCAAGUCCUGCAUUGCUCACCAAAUCUUCAAGUAGUAGUAAUUUAAUGGUACCUAUGGGACCAGUAACAUACAGCUGUUUUGGAAUAGAGAUGGAAAAGGUUGUUGUAACCAUGGAAACUCUAUGUUCUCACUGUAACCAUGGAAACCAGUUUUGCAAGCAAAUAAUUAAUUGUUUUAUCAUUUCUUUGGUAUUAGCUACAAGUUAUGAAUCAGUGGUCACUAGUGAAGCAUUUGAUAUUUUAAGAUCUUUAUUGGAAACUGAUUUUCCACACAAAGUAAAACUUGCAGCUGACUUCCUUAGUAAUAGUUCACUGUCACCAGAAGAGGUUGCUGGAUUCCUGUCAGAAUCAUUUGUCACGUUCUAUAAAGUAAAACAUGGUCUAAUUGCAGUACAAGAUAAAAGAGAACUAAUCUUUGAUGAGUCAAUAGGUGUAGUUACACAGUUUAUAAAGUUAUGUCCUGAUCCAUCCCUACUGGGUGAUAGACUCUUAGAUGCUGUUACAUCAUUGUCAGUGGAUCAAGACUUAAUGUCACCAAAAGUGCUAGCCAUGCAGACAGACUUGUUAAUAUUAGCUCACUCCUGUCACACAGUGGCAUGUAAUAUGGAAGGUAUAUCUAAUGUUUUACGAGCAGCGAGAGCUAUGACAUCUUGUUUACAGUCAACACAACAGUUCUCCCUCAUGGUGCAAUUACUGACAGGUAUUGGAAGAUUUGGUGAAAUGACCUACAUAUUUGAUAGUAUAAAACAGAAUGAGCGGUUUGAGCUGUUACUGAAGAAGGGAAUAGACAGGGAGGAUAGUUUAAAGCUAGCUAUUUUGGAUUAUCUAAAACGUUACCAUCCAAAGGACAAAGAAACUUAUGACAUGGUGGCUCAUAAUUUUAUGUUACAUAGACAAAUAGCUCAGACUUUAGAAACAAGAGCAUACAGUACACUAGAUGGACUAAAGGGCAAAACAUUAGAGAAUACACCAGAUGUACAAACAACGUUACAGAACAUCAUCCAGUAUUUUACAGACGCAGCUGAAAGUUACUUUAAGGAGAAAUGUGUUCGACAUGCUCAGAAGUGUGUUAGACAAGCAAGACUGGUAGCCUUACAGUUACAUUAUCUUCCAGCAGGAAACCAGUUACUCCAUUUAAGUGAUGAAGAAGCAGAUGAUGUUAUUUGUCAACAUCCUAAAUUCUUAGAGGCAUUGAUACUAAGUCAAAGUUAUGGAAGAAGAAGUUGUUGGUCCGAUGCAUUAUGCCACAAUGUUAUUAUGAAUGGGGACUUCAGAUAUCUAAAAGAUUUUAAACAACAUCUUAAACUUUCACCAACACAGAUUAAAGAGGCUGCUGAAAGAUACCAACAUACACCAAACAAGACUAAUUCAUCCUUGAAUAAUUUGAAAAAGUUACUAACAUUUUGUAAAGACAUUAAACUACAGUACAGUUUAGCAGUAGAAUUUAGCCUAAAAGACAUUGUUACAACUCUGGAGAAUGGUGAUUCUGGUGCUUAUAUCAAAGACAUUAUAGCCAACAAAACUUAAAUCACCCUCAAUGAAAUGAUAUACAUAUUUCGAUAAAAGAACAAAGUCAUUUUUUCAGUAUUAAUAUAAAUGAGUUAUAAGUAAAAUUAUUGCACAGGCAGAUCUUAUGGAUUUGUACAAAACAACAAAUUCUAGUGUCAAAGCUGUGUGCCUUGAGAUAUUUUAAUUCAAGCAUUCAACAUUUUAUGCUGAGAAUGAAAUCAUAUGUAAAGGGCCAUUGAUGAAGGUGCUGUAAUGUAAUUUUAGAACGUGACAGGAAGUUUAACUUAAUACUGCACAGUAAAUUCAGAAUUUUUUGCAUGCAUUUUUUAUUGCGAUUUUUUGACAAUACACAACAUAGCUUGAAUAAUUAUUGUGAUAUCAUGAAAUCUUAUAUACAAAUAUUGCAAUUAAAAUCUAUGCAAGUUUUUGUUCUUGUGAAACUUAUCCUGUCACAACGAAGUAAUAAAAAAAUCACAAAAAUUGCAGAAUUUACAGUUAUUAAUAAUCUACAUGUGUCCUAAGAGAAGUUUAGUUGACUUACACUCCAUGACCUAUAUUCAAAGUUUAACAAGGUAUAAAAGUUACUUUGGUGUUAAUAUGUCUUAUCAGAGAAAGUAUGGACUAUUAUACAGACCUAGAUGUCUUUAAAUGUUGUGUUGUUAUGUUCCUGCUUCAGGGCUGUUUCAGAAAUAAAAGUAUUUGGUGGAGGAAGGGACAGAAAUGCACUUUUUUUAUGCUGCCUUGCAUCAAAUUUUAAUUGGUAAAUUCCUUAAAUUAUUCAGGCUGUCAUUCUUUAAUAAUCACUUCAUGUCUUAUUUUUAAAAGACGUGCCUUCCAACCAACCCUACCUCUUGCCCCAUAUAAUCGAUUGUGGAACAGCCCUUGUUAACAUUUUACUUAUACUUCAUCUCUUCUUUUAUUCAUAUUUAAAAGUAAACUACAGAUUUUAUGUUAACGUAUAGUGUAUCAGUAGUCUAACAUCAUUUAUAAUACAUGCAUAGAAAAGUGGUUUCAAGUGUUUCCAUAAAUGUAUAUGAAUUCAAAAGAAGAGGACCAAUAUUUAUAGUUUCAUUCUUUCUUGGUUGUAAGAAUUUGUGCAAUACAAGUUAUUUUUGUUAUUUUUAUUAAUAAAAAAACAUUGAAAGCA